Messenger RNA from Heterobilharzia americana, 2202 nucleotides. The record is from the annotation of a GenBank genome assembly. Lineage: Eukaryota; Metazoa; Platyhelminthes; Trematoda; Strigeidida; Schistosomatidae.
AUGGCUCAUUGCUUUAAAUACCCUUUUCAUUGUCAUAUUUGCAUUUUGUCCAUACCAUAUGGGCCAAUUUACUGUCUUGGGCUUCAAUUUGGAUCGUUUCAUAAGUGCAACUCACAUGGAAGGCUUCAGUACAGUUUGAUUGGUUACAUUAUUUUCGCUUGUGCUUUGGUCCUCAUGCAUGAAAUGUUUGUUAUUUUCAAUAUGCCCAGGGCUUGUUACUGGACAGGUCUCGGUUACGUAUACAUCAAAGUUGCUUUGGUUUCUUUAAUGGAGUUAGGUAUUUUUCCAGUUCUUUCUGGAUUUUGGAUAGAUGCUUGUACCUUGUCUCUUUUCAAUGCAACUGUAACUCAACGGACGAAUGUAUUUCACUAUGCACCAGUGGCGUUUACUUUUAUUCAUUGGGCAGUCGGUAUGUUGUACAUAUUUUACAUGGCAUCUUUGCUUGUACUUGGUCGGAGUGUACUACGUCCUGGGGUUUUACGCUUCAUAUAUCACUUUAAUGAUCCUGAUUAUAAGCCUAUUCAAGAUAUGAUUUUCCAGCCUUUACCAGUUUACAUGCAACGUCUGGUUGCCACCUAUUCAGUUUGGGGUAUCUUGAUUGUACUUAUGCUUUGGAUACCUACCGAAGUGGUUCGACAUUUCCUUCCAAAAUUCCUACCUUUUCGUAUAAAUGCAGCUUAUGAUAGUCCAUUAGAUUAUUCGCUGGAGAUGAUCCUGUUACAAGUUGUGCUUCCAUUUUUGCUAGAUGUUCAAGCUAAAGCUAGUCUUCGUCAACUUUUACGUUGGUGGUGUGUAAGCGUAGCAUGGAUAUUGGGCUUGCGUAGUUACUUAUUAGGAGAUGUCCCAUUUUCACCCGGGGAUUUUAUUGUAACUGAGAACGGUAGAGAAGUGCCAUUCAAAUCGAGACUAUGGCCACGGGCUGGAACGUCUUUGUCGAAUAGUCAUCCUAAUCAAGAGUUAACAUCUGGUGAAUCAUCUCAAAAAAACUCAAGUAAUGACGUUAAUAACCUUCAGACAGAAGUGUACACUGUAUUUUCAUCAUCUCAUGAAGGCAAUUCAUCUACCAGUAAUCCAUCUUAUGAACACCCUCAACCUGAAGGUGAUGGACAAGAGGAUGCUAAUGCAGAUGAUGAAUUUUUCACACGUUAUGUGCCAUACAAAAGAACGAGCUACUUCAGACUACGAAUUUCUGGUCUAGUCGUGAUGUUACUCAUUAGUCUGAUAUGUUUGAGUCUAACUUUAAUGAUCGUUCCAGUUGGCAUUGGACGUUUUUUACUGAAUUUGAAUGGAAGCGGCUCCACAUCAAAGCACGAUGCUAUCGCAUUGGUGGGCGGUUUUACUGUUCUGGGUUUGUUGCUUCGUUUGGCUCCGUGUAUACCUUUUGUUUUCUCUGCGUUUUGGCAAGUCAUUAUUUUAAUUGGACAGUGUGGUAAUCUAAUUUCUUGGUCAAGACCACUUCGUGUGUUUAGAAUUUGGACUCGUUUGGGUACAACUUGUGAAAUUACUAUCCGACGACCAGCACUUCCAAUGGCCCCAAUGGCUGAUCUAAAUCGGCGUUAUGCAUCCAUUACUGACACAAAUAUUGGAAUACAUGUACGGAAUUGCCUGCGCAUAUCACUGAAUUGGUUUCGCCUGUUAUGUACUGCAGUGAUUCUACUUGGCAUACUACCAUCAGCUAUGGGACUGUUGGUCAAUUUUAUUUUCAUUGUACCCUUCCGUGUUGGAGCUAGGAAAACGAUCAUUAUUGGAUUUUGGGAGCAUUGGAUAUUCGGGAUAAUGCUUCUGAAAGUGACUAUUUUACUCACUCUUAUUGGACCUCCUUGGUGGUUGCGGAAUCGUUUAGAGGUAUUGCAUGAUGAAGUUUUACAUCACCGACAAAAUGCUCGGUCUAUGCGUCUGCUUUGGGCAACUGCACCAUUGUUUGUGACCAUUGGAUUAUUCUUAAGUGUACCCUACUUGAUAGCCUACUAUAUCAGUCCACUUCUCGUACUAGAUAACGAAGUUGUAUUUCGGUACAUAUAUCCAUUUCUUCUUGCGUCCUCUGUGUGUGCUGUUUUAUGCGGUUUGUGCAUCGAUCAAGUACGACGUCUCUAUUUGCAUAUCAAAGAUGAAAAAUAUCUAGUUGGGAGGCAGUUGGUGAAUUUUCGACCACCACCACCAAGUCGAUCAUUAGUGCCAGCAUCAUCAGUGAAAGAUGAAUGA